CAAGCUUCCCCGGAACUUUUUCGGCCCACCGCCCCGCCCCCUUCCCAUUCCCUGUCCCCACCCCCCUUCCGGCCCCCGGGACCCCAGCCGACUGUUGUGGUCGCUUCCCUGCUUCAGCCGGGGUGUGGCUGCUUGCGGAGCUUGUGGAGGCCGGUGAGUUUGAAUUCCUGGGAUCAGCUUCUUAGCCGAGUGAGAGGACACCUGCCAGGUGCUGCCGGACGUGAUGUUUUACCGCUUGCUGUCGGUGGUCCGAAGACGGAGCAGCAGCCGAGGAUGGCAGAAAUGGUCCUCGGCCAGGAGCAGUGCAUCAGCUGCCGAAGUACAUUCUGUGGCCCUGCCUGCCGAGGCACAGGUGGUCAUCUGCGGUGGUGGCAUCAUGGGCACAUCCGUGGCCUAUCAUCUCUCCAAGAUGGGCUGGAAGGAUGUUGUCCUUUUGGAGCAGGGCAGGCUGGCUGCUGGCUCUACGAGGUUCUGUGCCGGCAUCCUAAGCACUGCCAGGCACUUGACUAUUGAGCAGAAGAUGGCAGACUAUUCAAACAAACUCUACCAUCAGUUAGAGCAAGAAACAGGGAUCCAAACAGGUUACAUAAGGACAGGCUCCAUCUUUCUGGCCCAAACUCAGGACCGCCUGAUCUCCCUGAAGCGCAUCAACUCAAGGCUGAAUGUUAUAGGCAUCCCUUCCGAGAUCGUCUCCCCCAAGAGAGUGGCUGAACUUCACCCUCUCCUCAACGUGCACGACCUGGUGGGGGCCAUGCAUGUUCCCGAGGACGCGGUGGUGUCCUCCGCCGACGUGGCUCUUGCCCUGGCGAGUGCCGCCUCCCAGAAUGGUGUUCAGGUCUAUGACCGCACAAGCAUUCUUCAUGUUAUGGUCAAAAAAGGUCAAGUCACUGGUGUGGAGACAGAUAAAGGACAGAUCCAGUGCCAGUAUUUUGUCAACUGUGCUGGUCAGUGGGCAUACGAGCUGGGUCUGUCCAACGAGGAGCCGGUUAGCAUCCCGGUCCAUGCCUGCGAACACUUCUACCUUCUGACUCGCCCCUGGGAGACCCCUCUGCAGAGCAACACACCAACUGUGGUGGAUGCUGACGGCAGAAUUUAUAUCCGCAACUGGCAGGGCGGCAUCCUGUCCGGGGGCUUCGAGAAGAACCCGAAACCGAUUUUCACUGAGGGCAAGAACCAGCUGGAGAUUCAGAAUCUGCAGGAAGACUGGGAUCACUUUGAGCCCCUGCUGAGCUCCCUCCUGCGCAGGAUGCCGGAGCUGGAGCGUCUGGAGAUCCUGAAGCUGGUCAACUGCCCCGAGACCUUCACCCCAGACAUGAGGUGCAUCCUGGGCGAGUCUCCUUCCGUGCGGGGCUACUUCGUCCUGGCGGGAAUGAACUCCGCCGGCCUUUCGUUUGGUGGAGGAGCGGGGAGGUACCUCGCUGAGUGGAUGGUGCAUGGCUACCCCUCAGAAAGCGUCUGGGAACUGGACCUGAAGCGUUUUGGAGCCCUCCAGAGCAGCCGCACCUUUCUUCGACACCGGGUCAUGGAAGUCAUGCCUCUGCUGUAUGAUCUGAAGGUUCCCCGUUGGGACUUCCAGACCGGGAGGCAGUUACGGACCUCUCCUCUCUAUGACCGGCUGGAUGCGCAAGGAGCCAGGUGGAUGGAGAAACAUGGAUUUGAGAGGCCCAAGUACUUUGUGCCGCCAGACAAGGACCUCCUGGCCUUGGAGCAGAGCAAGACUUUCUACAAGCCAGACUGGUUUGAGAUUGUGGAGUCUGAAGUCAAGUGCUGUAAGGAGGCCGUGUGUGUCAUCGACAUGUCCUCCUUCACAAAGUUUGAAAUAACAUCCACUGGGGAUCAGGCAUUAGAAAUUCUCCAGUACCUGUUCUCCAACGACCUUGAUGUGCCCGUGGGCCACAUCGUGCAUACCGGCAUGCUCAACGAGAGUGGAGGAUACGAAAAUGACUGCAGCAUAGCCCGGCUGAGCAAGCGCAGUUUCUUCAUGAUUUCUCCAACCGACCAGCAGGUCCACUGUUGGGCCUGGCUAAAGAAAUACAUGCCAGAAGACAGCAACCUCAUUCUAGAGGACGUCACCUGGAAAUACACUGCCCUCAAUCUGAUUGGUCCUCGAGCUGUGGACGUCCUGUCCGAGUUGUCCUAUGCCCCGAUGACUCCAGACCACUUCCCAAGUCUGUUCUGCAAGGAGAUGAGUGUGGGCUACGCCAACGGCAUCCGGGUGAUGAGCAUGACGCACACGGGCGAGCCAGGGUUCAUGCUGUACAUCCCCAUAGAGUACGCCCUGCACGUGUACAACGAGGUGAUGAGUGUUGGGCAGAAAUACGGAAUCCGGAAUGCUGGGUAUUAUGCUCUCCGUAGUCUCCGAAUUGAGAAGUUUUUUGCCUUCUGGGGUCAAGAUUUAAACACACUCACCACGCCCCUGGAAUGUGGACGAGAGUCUCGGGUGAAGUUAGACAAGGGGGUGGACUUCAUUGGGCGAGCUGCCCUCCUGGAGCAGAAGCAGAACGGGGUGUACAAACGCCUCACCAUGUUCAUCCUGGACGACCAUGACACAGACCUGGACCUCUGGCCUUGGUGGGGGGAGCCCAUUUACCGAAACGGGCAGUACGUGGGCAAGACCACCAGCAGUGCCUACGGCUACACCCUGGAGCGCCACGUGUGCCUGGGCUUCGUGCACAAUUUUUCCGAGGACACGGGGGAAGCACAGGUGGUGACAGCGGAUUUCAUCAACCGGGGAGAAUAUGAGAUUGACAUCGCGGGACACCGGUUCCAGGCCAAGGCCAAGCUCUACCCCGUCCCCUCCCUCUUCACCCAUAAACGCCGAAAGGAUGACAUGGAGCUAAGUGACUUGCAUGGAAAGUAAUGCCAGGCCAGUCUCCCGCCUCCUCACCUUCUCAUCAUCUCAGGAGCUUUUCUUCUCCUCCUGGUCCCAUCCCUCUUCUGGAUUUAACCUUGGCCUCCCACCUCUUAGCUCCUUGAUAGAAUUUUAAGCGUUUAAGCGUGUCCUUUGCACCCUCUCGCUUCCCUGCUGGAGUUUGCCCAUCCCCCGAUACUCACUCUGGGCUGGUCGCGCGCUCCCUUAGUGACAGGAAGGCAGGGUGGGCGAAGCCUCCACUUGCGGACACGGGUUACGGUGGCAGCCUAACGUCAGAUGCUGUGUUUUGGAAGCGGGGGGGCUGGUGGCCUCCAGGCCUCUGGGUAAGAGUCCAUCUCUGUGGGGCUCACUUUUCUCCGAGGAACCUGUCAGUGCUGGUGGGUCGGUGCCAGUUUGGGACUAGCCCCCUUUGAGCCUGGCAGCCCCUUCUCCCACGCCGUCGUGCUGGGGGUUGGCACCCCGACACCUCUAGCAAGAGGAUGACCAUCUACCUCAGUGGUGGUAUGGGGUGGGCGUUACCUGUGGGUUUGAGGAUAUAGUUACCUGUCCUGGGCUCCGUAACGAGUCGCUUAUCAAGACUGUUGGGCCAGAGCCAUCUGCCUAUCACUUUCUUCAUCUCUUGUGAAUCUCUGUAAGCAGAAGGGUUUGGUGGGUCUUUUGAUCUAGGUUAACAAGGCAGCCUGAGUUUGCAAGGGAAAGACCAUGUUGCCGUCUGUGUUGCUACUGCCCGCAAACAGCACUGAGUUUUCAGUGCAAACACGACUGCUCUUCCUCCAGCUCCCUGAGUCGAGCCCUCCGACCUUGGCGCGCCUCUUCUCUAAGUGCAUGGGACGCUCGGUUCAGCCUACUGUCUCCCCACCUUCCCUCCCUUUCGAACAAGGUUGGGGAGGCAGGACAAGCGUCCUUGGGGCCAUGCUGCGUUGAAGAGAGCUACUAGGACCCCAGGUUUUGCUUCCCUGCAGAGACCAGGCAGGUCACACAGAGAUGACACACGCGGGUGCACUGAGGAUUCCGAGCGUGGAGGGUGAGUGAGGUUAACCUGAGCCCACGGUCUGCUCUCCAUCUUCUCAUUCCAGCCGCCUCUCUGAAUCUUCUGGAACAGCAAGGGACCUGAGGUAGCACAAGGGCCCUGCAUGCUUGUAAGCACUGUCCCCGUUUUCUGAGGGUGAAACUUGGAUCCCACAGACUGUGGGAUCCAUCCCCCCACUGAACUCCCCCUGAAUGUCCACAAUGAAUUUGCUAACAAACUGCUGCUAGAGAUUUUAAUUAACCAUAGCCUUUAUUGUCUUGGGUGCAUUAGCUCUGACCGGUCCAUAAGUAUAUUACAGAAAAUUGUUUUUGGAGUUCCCGUCAUGGCUCACUGGUUAACGAACCCAACUGGUAACCAUGAGGUUGCGGGUUCGAUCCCUGGCCUCGCUCAGUGGGUUAAGGAUCCGGCAUUGCCAUGAGCUGUGGUGUAGGUCGCAGAUGAGGCUUGGAUCUGGUGUGGCUAUGGCUGUGGUGUAGGCUGCUGGCAGCUGUAGCUCCGAUUAGACCCCUAGCCUGGGAACUCCGUAUGUUGCAGCUGCAGCCCUAAAAAAAAAAAAAAAGAAAAAAAAAUCCACUUGUAUUACAGGAGUUUAAAAUUCUCAGGUGUCUGCCGGCUUUGGCAUUUCUCCGGAUUUCUGUUCACUCACUUGAUCACUGACUUAAGUGUCUGCUUUCUUACAAGGGCUUCAUUAAUUUAAUGAGGGAGUGUGUAAUUGGAAUUCUCUUGGGUGGGGACACCAGAUACUGCUUCUAGGCAAAGAAGAGUUCUGUCCAGCUGGAGAGCAGAGCAGAGCAGUGAACAGCAGCUGGGAAACGUGGGGGAGCAGCACAUGGGGCCCUGGCCAGUACAGGUGUCCUGCAGCAUCUGACCCAAAAAGAUGGAAAGAGAUGUAGCCCUAAAGGUAUCUGAUGCUCUGCGCCACUGCAGUGUCCUCUUUACAGAUGAAAGAUUAUUUGGGACUGAAUCCAAAAGAAAUUCUAGAUUUGUAUGUAAGUAAGUUACAUCUUGUCCAUAAAUACGGGUCACACUCCUAAGACUCUGACAAGAUGUUAAGAUUCUGGGGGCAUCGCUUGUUCACUGGAACAUAUUUAUCUUCUGCACUUUACAAUCCAUCCUCGAAGUCACCUUUGGCUCAGUCAGCUCUGGGCAGUAUCUAUCAAUCUGGUCGUUUUCUCUGUUUGGUCCAAAACUGAAGGGGUGACCCUUUCUUGCCUCAGGCAUCACUGACAAUCAGAACGUCCUCCUUCCUGGGUCACUGCCAGUCUUGAGCAGGGGGACCGCAUGGGUUUGCCUUCUGUGAUAACUCACCACACCCUAGAGAUGGGAAGGAUUGUCGAAGGGGUGCCUAGACCUUUGUUUCAGGUGGUUGGUACUUUCUUCUCUCUGAAGUGAUGUCAUCACCGCGUGUGCUCUCUUGGGAGAGGGGCGCCAAAAUCUUCUUAGCAUAUUCAACUGGAGAAUCAUUUUGAACCUAGAAACACAAAGUGUGCUGGCCUCAAACAGAUGAAGAACCCAGGUGGCAUGUCUCCCCCAGCCGUCUCCUGCUUUGAGGUGAGCCCCUAGGUCUUUAAGCCACGUGUAAACCCCACAGUCAUGUGACUGACAGUGAUGAGUUCCUGGUGACGAAAGCUCUAAUUCAGAAAGUAGAGCGAAAAGGGACAAGACCUACUUGCUCGGACAGCCCAUUCGAUGUCCCUCAACUUGUGUUUCGGUUACGUAGCACUGCACCAGCAGGGUGUGCUCCAGGCGAGAGAACUCAGCAGUUGCCACUACAUCUCUAGUGCUCUUCUGGGGAGUCCCUGUACCCCCAAAUGCAGAGAUGCCCUUUAGCCCGGUAAUGAACCCUAGGCUCACCUUGGCCCCACAAUUCCCAUUUCGGCAGGAGCAGAGCCUGUCGCUUCUGCGUUUGAGUCUCAGCAGGAGGUGUGCUGUCCCCGGAUCCACCUUCUUGUACAGACCAAGAGUUUUAGCUGCAUCGCUUCUUUCCUGGGCUGUUGUUUCCAAAAACGUAGCUAAACAUGAAAAGUGAGCUUUCUCCUUUACCUGCCUUUGCAUGCAUUUGAGAUGUGAAGCCCCCCCCACUGCCAGCACAUGUGUGGCAGGAAUGAUAGGAGCUUCCUAAAGCGAUUUUGCUUCACUAAAAGGUGUCCUCCUUGCUGUGAUUUCCAGCUCUUUUCUCCUCUGGCCUUUGGACGCGUUUGCUGGCAUUUGAGUCGUCACCGUCCCUUGAGAACCUGGGUCAGAUAGAAGGGGAUCGUCAUGAACUAGGUCUUGGUUCUGACCCCAGACUCUGUCCUGGGAGAAGUGUUGUGUGGACUGGCUUCUAGGCAUUAACUGUGAGGUUCCUUUUUCUAUCUUUUUGUUGUCUCUGGGCCAGUGUCGUCAGCAGGGUUCAUCUUUAGUAUCUAAGAAAAGAGAAGUCAACAGUGCUUAAUACUGAAGCAUAUAACCUACUGUUUUCAUUCUGUCUGAACACCCUCCCACCCCAUCUCUCACAAAUUUUGACAGAAGCAGCGUUUUAUCAAUAUGACGUAGAGAAAAGUUUCUCAUGAGUAAGGAAUUCUCGUCUGGCACGUCCCGUGCAGGCACAUGGACGCAGUAGAAGCACAGCUGGUGGAAGAGACGGCGGCUGACGUCGCGGGCAUUAACCAGGCCCUGCAGGAGCAGGGGGGCUGUCUUUCAGCGCCCCACCCCGCCUCUCUGCCCUCCACUUUAAGGUGCUGAGUUGUAAGGCUCCUUCAUUGUCACUACGGGGCUGGCAUCUGCAGUCUCUGCAAAUACACUAUUUUUCAAGAGGACUGAGUAUUUUUUGUAUCUCGUUAUGUUCUCCUUGCCCAUGAAACUCCAGAGCUGUUCCUUGUAUAAUAAGAGUCUGGACUUCUCUGAGUAGAGCUCUUGGAGAAUUACACAUUUCUUCAUGGGCCAUUUUUCUCAUAUUUAGAUACACCUAUUUUUAUCCUUGGCAAACCGUCUGCCUUCUCGUUUUUCUGUCUCUUAAGGACAGAAACUCUAAGAAGUGGAGAGGAUACUUUUAGCAUCUGUUUCAGUGGAUCCAUGCCAGGUUUUCCAUGCACACCGAGAACCAGAUCCGGGAGCACCGCUUUCCUCCGAGUCAGGUUCUAGUGCCUUACACUCCAGAGUGUCACAUGGUGGGUGAGGACAGGAAGGACGGAGAAAAAGUACCUUCGGCAGAUGACUGGGAGUUGAAAGCUGCUGCAGCUCGUUUCAGCGAGAGGUCUCCAAGCAGCACAGCCAAUCCCCUCCUCUUUGGUUAACUCCGGGGAGGUAUGAAAACAUCUCUGCAAGUACUGUCAAGUGCUGGGACUCAUUUGCAUUUGUCAGUGUGCAGCUCAGCCCAGCCUCUUCAGUCUCAGUGUAGCGUCAGCGUGUGGUCCUGAAGAUGUUCAAGGCACUUUAGUAACUGGGCUCUUCCCCUGAGCCCUGGUGAGAAGGGCACACACGGGGACCGAGCGUUUCUGCCCUCUGAGAAUGCCAGAUUAACAGUACGCACUGUAUUUCUAUCAAGCCAGACUUCAAUUAUGAUUUCAUGUUACUAAGUUUAUAAAUGAAUAAACAGACAUUUGAACUACA
Phacochoerus africanus (Common warthog) is the source of this 7493-nucleotide messenger RNA. RefSeq names its product pyruvate dehydrogenase phosphatase regulatory subunit (gene PDPR). The record is from RefSeq and is a predicted model, not a curated record. Lineage: Eukaryota; Metazoa; Chordata; Mammalia; Artiodactyla; Suidae. The transcript has 18 exons. Gene Ontology annotation, molecular function: oxidoreductase activity; protein binding. The coding region runs from base 224 to 2860 and encodes 878 amino acids. Gene Ontology annotation, cellular component: mitochondrion; cytoplasm; mitochondrial matrix.